Monopterus albus (swamp eel) is the source of this 8494-nucleotide messenger RNA. Its product is annotated as neuroblast differentiation-associated protein AHNAK-like. Gene Ontology annotation, cellular component: costamere; nucleus; cytoplasm. The record is from RefSeq and is a predicted model, not a curated record. The transcript has 8 exons. Bases 259 to 7551 code for a protein of 2430 amino acids. NCBI's taxonomy places the organism in Eukaryota, Metazoa, Chordata, Actinopteri, Synbranchiformes, Synbranchidae. Gene Ontology annotation, biological process: regulation of RNA splicing. Gene Ontology annotation, molecular function: protein binding.
UUCCUUCACUCGGUGGACAGUUCAGAGGCAGCAGUGAGCUCUAACUCUCUCUGCUCGCCUGUUAUUUCUGCAACUCAUCUCUUGCUGCGCUGCGGCGCUCUGACCUGCAAACACAGACUGAUCCAGCACAAGGCGGGGGAAGCUGCAGCAGCAGCACCUGACUAACCCUCCACCAACACUGUCUCUCCCUCCAACUCCCCCGCUUGCCUGACCCAGGACCUCGUCUCUGCUGCCGCCAUCUCAACCACCGCUGCCAUCAUGUGCGACUGUUUCCACCUGGCCUUCCCCAACUGGCAAGCUGCCUCGUCAGGAACGGGAGCUGGUCGAAGGCUGAGAGGACCAGAGCCUGGUACAGAGGACGAAUCAAUAUCUGAUGAGCCACCUGCGUUCACAGAGGAAGAGAGACCACGCCCUCAAGGAUCGUCUCCCGUCGAAGAAUAUCCUGAAUCUGAAAAAUACACAGACAGUGACAAAGAGGGUGCAACAGAGCAUGACUCACACCACAAAAGUGGGAGUGUAAAGAAAAGCAAACUCUCUGGGCUUGGGUCCAUGUUUGAAAAGUGCUCGACUCCAAAGAUGAGUAAACUGAAGGAAGCUCACAGCCCUGAGUCUGGGGUGAUAGUGAAAACAGCCAAAGAUGGCUCUGCAGAAGGUCUAAUUUAUGGUGGAGGGGGGAAAGAGGGACUCUUCAUUAAGGAAGUGGUACCAGAGUCACCAGCCUCAAAAAGCCUGAAGUUGAAAGAAGGUGAUCAGGUUCUGAGUGCCACUGUGUAUUUUGACAGCAUGCCAUAUGAGGACGCUGUUCGGAUUCUGGGGCAUGCUCACGCUUACAGAGUGAGGCUCUGUUUGAAACGCAACCAAAAAAGCACAGAGACUGAACCUGGCAUCGAUUCUGACACUAUCCCUGAAGAAGAGCUCGACACUCCAGAGAUGAGAGAGCAAGGAAAAACCAAAAGGCAUGGAGAUGCACGUAUUUCGUGGCCCAAGUUCCCCUCUUUUGGAUCAGGACAAAAGUCCCGUUUUACAAGGUCUCACAGUUCCUCAGAGGCUGAUGAGCAGAAGAAACUGGAGCUCAGCCCAACCACAAGUGACACAGAGUCACCUAUAAAAUCUCAGGAUGCUCUCAAAGGCAAAAAAAGGUACAAAACAAAAGCUACUGUUCCAACAAAGAGAGACCACAUAAGUUCACCUGAAGACCAGGAAACAGAUGCACCAACAACUGGGCAGAGCAGUGACGACACUGACCACACAGUAGACAUGCAGGAAACACCUGACGUCUGUGUGGCAAAGGACCUGAAAAGAGUGGAAGACUCAAGAGCUGAGCAAAAUGAUCAAACACUUACUGAAAAUGUUCAGCACAAGGUGAAGAUUAGUGUAAAGAGCAUUAUGAAAACAGCAGAUCUAAUUGUGCCUCUGGGAGAUCAAGAAAGCCCCUCUGGCAUCAAGUCUCCUGAUGAGAAAAGAAAAAACAAAGAAAAGUCUGAAUUAAAAGUGAAAAUUUUAGGGAAGGAUAAAAAAGAUGCAAAAACAAAAUCCUCACCAAAAAGACUAAAAACACUAGGUGCAAGUACUGAAACGGAGGAUCAAUCUGGAAAAUAUGACGUCUUCCCAAGUUUGGAGUCACACAAAGAACCAAAGGGAGAUCAACUAACACUUGAUGCUGAGCCUCAAAUAAUCAGCAGUGAGAGUUCAACCAUAGUUCCACAAAAAUCUGUGAAAAUGAGUGUACCAAAGGUGGAACUUGAUAUAUCUGAUGUCACAUUUUUACAAAAAUCUCAGAAGAAAGGUGAAGAAAAAACAAGGAGAGGAAAGGACACAAAACAAAAACAGGAAACCAAGACAGGACCAACAUAUAAACAGCCUAAAGUAGACCUGAGUGAAAUUGCUACUGAGAGAAUUAUACAAGAAAAGAAUGUAAAUGGUGAAGAAUGUACAGCUAAAACUGAGCAGAUUACAACUGAGGAGACAGGGGCAAUCGAAGACCCUUAUGACAGACUGUCAAAACGCAGUCUUCCAAAAACAAAACUUCCCAAACGUGAAGACAUUGAGAUUCCAGGUAUGGAAGACAAGUCUAUGAGGACCAAAGACAAAGUCAUUAAAGAGCCUAAAACUGUUUUUACAGGACAGAAUUCUAAUGAAAUUCAAGCUGAAACUGUACAACUGUCAAUUGAUGUUGACAGUGUGAAAGAGGCAGUUUCAAAAUUGCCUGGAUAUAAGCUACCUAAGGUUGACACAUAUGGAAUGCCUAUUCCUGAGGAAAUUACUGUGAUUGAUGCAAAUGCACAAAGAAUAUCAGUGAAAACACCUACUAAAGUUGUAGAUGCUAAAACAAAAUAUGAGACACAUUUCACAAAGUUUGACAUAAAUGCCUCUCCAGAAAUCUCCAAGACUAUGGUCAAACUACCAAAGAUCACACCUGCUGAUUUAACUUUAGCUGAGGAACCUUUAACUGAAACAAAGGUAGGUUUGAUAAAAACUGAAAAGGACUCCAAAACUAAGCCAAAACAAAGUGACAAAGAAAUUAAAACUGAGAUGUAUAAACAAGACAAUAUUACAAUACCUAGCCAAAAAAGUGCACAAGAAAGAGCCAUUCUUCAGCCACAAGAAACUGACCAAACAGAACGCACAAAGGCCAUCGCAUUUGACUAUGAACCUGUAGUUAAACUCAGCCAAAAAAAAUCAGAUAAAAAAUCAAAGGAGAAGAUAACAAUGCCUAGUGUUGAAAUGGCAAAACCAGAUAUAAAAAUCCCGGACAUUGGAAUUGACUUGCCAAAACAAUUGGUCUCUGAGCAAAAAAAAGACACAGUUAAAGAAGAAAGGAUUAUAUUGGUCCCAGAAGUAAAAACAUCAAAAAGUGGACCAAAGAAAACCAAGGGGCAAACUGGGGAAGUCAUAUCUGAUUUCAAAAUGCCUGAACUUGAGAGCAUUGAAUAUAUUGAUUCAGAAGGUGGUUCGCCAGCCAAUAAAGUGGAUGGUGUGAGGCUUACAAGUUGUGAAGUUACUCUUGAUGCUACAAAGUCAAAACCUGAGAAGUCCAUUCCAGCAAUAAGAGGUGAAGUAAAAGAUACUGAAGCUGAAAAGCACUUGAUUAAACUGCCCAGAUUUGAAACUGUUACUCCAGAUAUCAGCAUAAAUGUGCCCAAUGCAGAGGUAAUCACUGAUGGGGCAGAGAUGAAAACACUUGAAAGACAGGGGAAGGAUGGUACAUUUAAAAUGCCAAAUCUCAUCAUUUCCAUGCCAAAGGAAAAAGGGCCUAAAAUUGAUGUAAGCCUUUCAAAAAAGAAUGCAGAUUACAAACUACCAGAAGUCCAUGAUACUGACAUUGCUCUUAGAAGUGUAGAUGUUUCUAUUCCAGAGCAAAUGAUAGUCAUCAAAAAACCUGAAUUGCAAACUAAAUCUCAGCAGAUUGAAGGUGAGCUUGAAGGACAAGGAAGCAAGGAUAAAAUGCCAAAGACUGCCAUGAAAAUGUCAAACUUUAAAGGGCAUGAAUUUGAUUUGAACUUAUCCACAAAAGAUUCACAAAUCACACUACCAGAGGCUAAAGCUGAGGUCAAACCUCUACAAGCCCCUGAAGCUGACGUUACUCUUGGAGGUGUAGAUGUUUCUAUUCCAGAGCAAGAGAUGGCCAUUGAAGAACCUGAACUGGAAAUGAAACCUCUGCAGAUUGAGGGUGACCUUCAUGGACAAGGAAGCAAGGUCAAAAAGCCAAAGUUUGCCAUCAAAAUGCCAAGAAUAAAAGGACCCAAAUUUGACUGGCGAACCUCCCAGAAAGGUUUAGAUGUGGCACCACAAGAAACCAAGGCUGAAGUCAAACUCCCAGAAGUCCAGGAGACUGACUUUACUCUUGGAAACAUACCUGUUUCUAUUCCAGAGCAAAAGAUAUAUGUUGAAAAACCUGAACUGGAAAGUACCACUACAGAAGUACGAGAUAUGGGCAAAGGCAUCAUUACUGAAGGGGUUCCUGCAGUAAACACUGAAGCACCCAGCAUCAAAUGCCCAUCAGUGGAUAUAAAAACUACAGGAACUGAACAUGACGAGAAAGGAAGCAAGUUCAGACUGCCAAGUCUUGGAUUUUCUGUGCCCCAAGGCAAAGGACAUGACACUGAUUCAAGCUCAACAAAGAAAGAUUUAGAUGUGGCACUACAAGAAACCAAGGCUGAAGUCAAACUUCCAGAAGUCCCUGAGACUGACAUUACUCUUGGAAACAUGCCUGUUUUUAUUCCAGAGCAAAAGAUAUAUGUUGAAAAACCUGAACUGGAAAUCAAACCUGUGCAGAUUGAGGGUGACCUUCAUGGACAAGGAAGCAAGGUCAAAAAGCCAAAGUUUGCCAUCAAAAUGCCAAGAAUAAAAUGGCCUGAAUUUGAUGUGAGCUCCUCCCCAAACAAUUCACAAAUCACACUACCAGAGGCUAAAGCUGAGGUCAAACCUCCACAAGCCCCUGAGGCUGACGUUACUCUUGGAGGUGUAGAUGUUUCUAUUCCAGAGGCAGAGAUGGUCAUUGAAGACCCAUCAGCUGAAGUGGAAGCCAAAGCUCCUGAGAUCAAAGUUGCGACAAAGGAUACGAAAGGAUCCCCAUCAAAAUGGAAUAUGCCGACAGUGAAAUGGCCAAAAUUUGGAGGUGGCACUCCAAGUACCACUACAGAAGUACCAGAUAUGUGCGAAGGCAUCAUUACUGAAGAGGAUCCUGCAGUAAACACUGAAGCACCCAGCAUCAAAUGCCCAUCAGUGGAUAUAAAAACUACAGGAACUGAACAUGACGAGAAAGGAAGCAAGUUCAGACUGCCAAGUCUUGGAUUUUCUGUGCCCCAAGGCAAAGGACAAGACAUUGAUUCAAGCUCAACAAAGAAAGAUUUAGAUGUGGCACUACAAGAAACCAAGGCUGAAGUCAAACUCCCCUGUGCUGAACUUAAAGAACCAUUAGCUGAAGUGGAAGCCAAAGCUCCUGAGAUCAAAGUUGCGACAAAGGAUACGAAAGGAUCCCCAUCAAAAUGGAAUAUGCCGACAGUGAAAUGGCCAAAAUUUGGAGGUGGCACUCCAAGUACCACUACAGAAGUACCAGAUAUGUGCGAAGGCAUCAUUACUGAAGAGGAUCCUGCAGUAAACACUGAAGCACCCAGCAUCAAAUGCCCAUCAGUGGAUAUAAAAACUACAGGAACUGAACAUGACGAGAAAGGAAGCAAGUUCAGACUGCCAAAUCUUGGAUUUUCUGUGCCCCAAGGCAAAGAACAUGACACUGAUUCAAGCUCAACAAAGAAAGAUUUAGAUGUGGCACUACAAGAAACCAAGGCUGAAGUCAAACUCCCCUGUGCUGAACUUAAAGACCCAUCAGCUGAAGUGGAAGCCAAAGCUCCUGAGAUCAAAGUUGCGACAAAGGAUACGAAAGGAUCCCCAUCAAAAUGGAAUAUGCCGACAGUGAAAUGGCCAAAAUUUGGAGGUGGCACUCCAAGUACCACUACAGAAGUACCAGAUAUGGGCAAAAGCAUCAUUACUGAAGAGGUUCCUGCAGUAAACACUGAAGCACCCAGCAUCAAAUGCCCAUCAGUGGAUAUAAAAACUACAGGAACUGAACAUGACGAGAAAGGAAGCAAGUUCAACCUGCCAAGUCUUGGAUUUUCUGUGCCCCAAGGCAAAGGACAAGACAUUGAUUCAAGCUCAACAAAGAAAGAUUUAGAUGUGGCACAACAAGAAACCAAGGCUGAAGUCAAACUCCCCUGCGCUGAACUUAAAGAACCAUUAGCUGAAGUGGAAGCCAAAGCUCCUGAGAUCAAAGCUGUGAAAAAGGAUACGAAAGGAUCACCAUCAAAAUUGAAUAUGCCGACAUUCAAAUUACCCAAAUUUGGAAGGCUUAAUCCACAGGUCAAAGUACAUGAUGUGGAAAGAGCUGAUUUAAAUUCACCAGAAGUAAAGGCUCAAGUGAAACUUCCUGAUGUUGAACUCAAAGAGUCUGCAACUCCAUUUUCUGUGUCACAGGCACCACCUAUAGAGGGUGAUGCAAACUUGAAAAAGACAAGCUGGACAUUGCCAAAACUGUCUUUUUCAAAGCCAAUUAUUAAGACCUCUGAGGGUGAUGUCAACCUUGAUGCCCCAAAAGCUGAUGUUCCAGAUCUUUCCAAAGCAGCAUUAUUGGAUUCUGAAACACCAAAGACUGAGAGGGAUGGUGUUGGUCGUGGAUCUCCAAGUAAAUUUGAACUACGAUCAAUUCAGAUGCCAGAUGUGACUUUCGGAAUACCCGGACUUGAAGACGACAGUGUCUUUCUUGAAACUAAAAGCAAAGAAGCGAAUAUAAAGCAAGAUAUUAAAAGUCUUGAGAGGACGGCUAUGUCCAAACCAGCCACAUUGGAUUCUAAAACACUAAAAACUGAGAGGGGCGGUGUGGGUCGUGGAUCUCCAAGUAAAUUCGAACUACGACCAAUUCAGAUGCCAGAUGUGACCUUCUCAAUACCCGGACUUGAAGACGACAAUGUCGUUCUUGAAACUAAAAGCAAAGAAGAUCAGCUAGAAAAGAAAGUUGAGGCAAAAGAAGAAAGUAAAUCAACAAAAUCAAGUUUGAUGCCAUUUGGUAAGCGACUCAACAAAACUGAUGUUGAAAUUGUAGAUUUGCCAGAGACUGAGAAAAAGGAAGCGAUUAUAAAGCAAGAUAUUAAAAGUCUUGAGAGGACGGCUAUGUCCAAACCAGCCACAUUGGAUUCUAAAACACUAAAAACUGAGAGGGGCGGUGUGGGUCGUGGAUCUCCAAGUAAAUUCGAACUACGACCAAUUCAGAUGCCAGAUGUGACCUUCUCAAUACCCGGACUUGAAGACGACAAUGUCAUUCUUGAAACUAAAAGCAAAGAGAAUCAGCUAGAAAAGAAAGUUGAGGCAAAAGGAGAGAGUAAAUCAACAAAAUCUAGUUUGAUGUCAUUUGAUAAGCUAAUCAAUACAAUUGGUAUUGAAUUUCCAGAUCUGCCAGAGACUAAGAAAAAGGAAGCAAAUAAAAAAGAUACUACCAAAAGUCCUGAGAGGACAGGCUGGUUUAAAUUUCCUGAGUCUGGACUGUUCUCAAAAUCAGAACCUCAAAAAGUUUCUAAAAAAGAUGAUCACAAAGAUAAAAAGAGUCCAGGGGGGGAAAUAGGACUUGAAGAAUUAAGCCCCUCCAGUUCUGUCCAGUCAUCAGAUGCCUUUGCUGAUAUUAGCUCACCUAGAUUGGAAUCUGGAAAAAUGCAUGUCAUCAAAUCAAAUAUACAAGUCACCCCAGAAGCACAUCAUGCCAAGAUACUAACUGCUGUCCAGGUUCAGUCAUCUGGCGACCUUCCCUUAGAACCUGAGGCUAAAACAGCUACGUCAUGGACUGUCGAAGACUCACAAAGUGGCAAGAGAACAGUCGUCGAGAAGCACUUAAUAGGGGAAAUAUCUAGCGAGAAAAGUGAAACAGUUGUAACUAAACAAAUUCCACACAGGCCUAUAGUUGAGUCUUCUGAACCCAUUUCAGGUGAAACAGCCUCAUCUAUACAACGACUGAGAGACUCUGUCCACUCUGAGAAAAUGAGGUUCUUUGAUGGAGCUGAGAAGUGAAACAGCUCAAUCUAAAUGUCUAAAAGAUAUAAUACAAUCCCUGGAUUGUAGGUUGUGAAUUUCACUGGUCAUAGCCAGGUGACAGGAAAGUGAGAGAGAAAACAUGUUGCCAACUGGAAAAGCUUGUAUACCUUUAAAAGAAUGUGUCAGUGUUCAGUUGUCAGCUUCAGUCUCUGGUUGCAUGCUGGUGACUUAUACAGAGAAGGAUUCAUGUAAAUCUCACUGACAGUGUAAUCAAAUUGUUAAGAAGCGGUGUAACUGAGUGCCCUUACUGCAAAUUAUAACAGGUUUUCACCAAAUAUUCUUGCUUAUUAUGGUACAGAACUGAAGUAAGCCAUGUCAUUUGCUUAUCAAAACUCAUCAAUAUCUUUGUUGUUUCAUAGUUUUUAAUGUACAUUAUUAACAUGAGUUACUUGUGCACUUGUUUUACAAAAUGAUAAUUACCAGGGCAGUUGAUUUAAAAAUGGUUGAUGCAAAACUCUGAACAAGACUGUUCACAAAUUUAAUCAGUUACUGACAUUCCAAAAAUAUGUUUACAAUAAUUUCAUUGUAAAAUUGAUAGAACACCUAUAAUACAACAGUGCAGUAUAUAACAGAAAAAUAUGAAUAUUAACAUGUAUCACCAAACUACUUAUUCUUGUUGCUGUAGCUAAAAUGUAAAGAAGUAAUAGCUAAGCAAAGCCGAAAUGAAAUGCUUAUGAUAAAAGACAGCAGGUGUACUGCUGCAGCUGUAUUUUUCUUAAAACUUUGCUACUCAGAACCUGAUUUGCAAUGGUAAAAAUAUGCUAAUAGUAUGUUUUCUUUCAACAUCACUGUACAAAUAUUGAACUGGCUGUGUAAAUAGCUUUUAAUUACUUCUAGAAUUUCAUUUGAUUAUGCUCCUGUUUGUAUUCUGAUAGGCGUUAACCUGACAUGUUUGCAAAGUUACACACAAUAAAGAAUA